UAAUCCUUACAAAACAUUCUGGUCUUUCAGCAACUUCUCUGACAAUCAUCUUAAACCCGUAAAUGUUGAACAAAUGAGUAAUUAACUGUUACUAAUUAUUCAAACUUGGAUUCAACUGACAAAAUAUUUAACCGUCACAAUCAUUUCUACCAAUUUAACCAUUAAUAUACGUAUUUUAUUGCUCUUGCCUUGUUCUUUUGCUGUUCUGUCUGCUUGUUUUCAUAUAAUUUCCUCGUGUUUCUUUUCCUUAAUCAUUUUCACCCUUUCUAUUUUCCUUGUCCUCCUCUCUGUGUUUGUGUGUACUCUUUACCUGUAAAGUGUUAACUGUGUUUGUGCCAUUGUCUUUGUGUUAACCAUCUUCACCGCGCUGACCAGCACCAACAUUUCUGCUUCACAUGUUUUCCUUUACCAUUUCAACAUGAUAGUCUAUUGACGCAUAACGAGAUCUUUUUUACCUUUUUCAAUUACUUUUACCCAGAAUCCUUUAUUCCAAUUAAUCAAACCUCAUUCCUAUCCAUUUCUUAUCCCUCGUUAAUUUACAAACAAUCAUCUUACCAACACCUUAAAUCGACAUUCAUUUGUUAAUGUUAUCGACUCUCCAAGUAUUAUAUUGAUUUCAAUAUAAUACCAUGUGUUGGUGUCUAUCGCCAUGUCGAUUUCAGUAUUACCGUAAUGAAAUUUGCUCGGGAGAUUACAGAUAAUUCUUCCAGUGAUCGGAAAAGUUCACCUCUUUUAGGAAAAUGUUUACGACGUUCAUCAACCGAUGAAAGUGGAGCCUAUUCACCUUGCUCAACUCGGAUCGGGAUUAGUGGCAAUCGCAGUGGCAGUGUCGAUAACAACGGUAACAACAAUUGUGAUAAAGAUAGUGAUAAUCCUAAGUCAGAUAAAACCCAACAACAGCAACAUCAACAAUCAAUCUCAUCAACCCCAAAUGGCUCCAGUUCCAGUGGCCAGUUACACCAUCAAUCAGCCACCCUAACAUCAACCACUUCAACCCUUGCCAACAACACUCCAAACUCCUCUCCAAGUCGUUUAAUCCGAUCUUCUGGUCGUCGCCUUCAAUCCAUUUGGACUGCAGUCAAACGAUUUUCACCUCGAUUGAAAACAGGUUCACCCUUGUUGGUCAAGAAACGGAAAACCUUAGAACAAGCUUCAAGAGUUUGCCUUUCCCACCCUGACCUAAGUGUCCACGAUCUAUCCUCUGUGUGUAAACCUCGAUCUCGAGAUGAUCUCGAUAUACUGGCAAUCAAUAAAGCAGCCAAUGCAAGUCCAUCUGGUUUAGGAAGAGAAACAAUCAGCCCUAAAGAUUCAAACGAUUCCUCCGACCAAUUUGACCUUAUACCUCGUACAAUUAAACGUCGUCACUCAUUUACCCGAGAUCGAUCCAAUUACGAUUUAAUCAGCUACGUUGACUCCGAAACAAAAACUGGUUCAUUAACCAAAAAAUUGGAUGAAGAUUCUGAAGAGGAACGCCAGAAAAUCUUUACACUCCGUCAAUAUCCAUUUUAUCAACUUGAGCUUCAUCUUCAAUCAGCUUCUAAUUUACUAGCCAAGGAUUCUUGUGGUACUAGUGAUCCUUAUGUAAAGCUCAAGUUUGGUAACAAGCAAGUCUACAAGAGCAAGAUUAUACCCAAAAAUUUGAACCCAGUUUGGGAUGAAUACACAGUUUUGGCCAUUGAAGAUGUGUUUCAACCUUUGUCAAUUAAAGUUUAUGAUCAUGAUUUUGGUUUAACUGAUGAUUACCUCGGAACAGCAACUCUCGACCUAACUAGAUUAGAGCUUAAUAAAACCACUGAAUUGGAGUUUAAUCUGACUGAAUCAGGAUUAGAUGAGAGUGAUCCAGACAAAAUUUGGGGUCAAAUAUAUCUUACAGUAACUCUUAUACCUAAAACUCAAGAGGAAAAGGAACAGUUGUGCCGAAAGCCUUUUCGUAAUGUAAAUUUGACUGCUUCCGGUGAAAAUACAAGCAAGAAAUUAAAGACUCAACAAUGGGACAGUGUUGUUAAUAUAGUCUUGGUUGAAGGUAAAAAUUUAACUCCCAAAGAUGAGAAUGGAUUGUCUGAUCCUUACAUUAAGUUUCAACUGGGUAAGGAGAAGCAUAAAAGUAAGUGCAUUCCUAAAACAUUGAAUCCCGUAUGGAAUGAACAAUUUGAUUUGCACACUUUUCCUGAUCAAAGUAAAGUGUUGGAGUUGACCGUGAUGGACCGUGAUUUUCAUGGAAGAGAUGAAUUUAUGGGAAAAGCAAUCAUUAAUUUAAAUAAUUUAAAGCAAGAGGAAACCCAUUCAAUUUGGGCUGAUUUACAGGACGGCCAAGGAUCCAUUUUGUUGAUGUUAACAAUCAGUGGUACACUUGGAACUGAUGCUAUCUCUAAUCUGGUCACUCGAUCUGAAGAUACAAAUCAAAUUGGACAGUUGAAAAAUCAAUAUAGUCUGUUGAGAUCGUUCCAGUAUCUCAAUAAUGUUGGUUAUCUUGAGGUUAAAGUUUUUAGAGCGGAAGGUUUAAUGGCUGCUGAUCUUGGAGGCAAGAGUGAUCCAUUUUGUGUGAUUGAACUUGUAAAUGCUCGAGUUCAGACUAAUACUGAAUAUAAAACUCUUUGUCCUGAAUGGAACAAAGUAUUCACUUUCACUGUUCGUGAUAUUCAUGAGGUCUUGGAAAUAACUGUCUAUGAUGAAGAUCGAGAUAAAAAAUUUGAAUUCCUUGGUAAAGUUGCCAUUCCUCUUCUCAAGAUUCAAAGCGGUGAGAAAAAAUGGUUCCCUUUGAAAGACAAGAAGCUGUUGAAGAGAACCAAAGGUCGAAUCCUAUUAGAAAUGACUGUUUACUUUAAUCAUGUUCGUGCUUGUAUACGAACAUUUAAUCCUCGAGAAGCUAAAGUUAUCUCCGAAAUUCCUAAGUUUAAGAAAUCCAUUUUCGUCCGUAAUGUUUAUCGAGUGAAAAGCCUUGCCAUGGAAAUCCGUCAGAUUUAUAACUGGAUAAACAGUUGUUUCCAAUGGGAAAAUGUGCCUCGAAGCAUUAUUGCAUUCAUUGCCUUUUUAGUUAUUACCUAUUAUUUUGAGCUUUUCAUGGUUCCUUUAUUUUUAUUGCUCAUCUUUUUACGAUAUUAUAUUUGGAACAAAAUAUCAUCUUAUUUUAAUGCUUAUCCAAGUGCAGAUGAACAAUCAGAACUUCUUUUAGAGGGUGAUGAAGAUGACGAUAAAGAUCAAGGUGAGGAAAAGAAAUCUUUGAUGGAAAAAUUUCAAGCAAUUCAUGAAGUCGGUGCUACAGUUCAAAAUGCUCUGGGUAUGAUUGCAUCCUACAUGGAAAGAGUUAAAAAUACAUUUAAUUUCAGUGUGCCUUUUUUAUCAUGGUUAGCGAUUGUGGUUCUAAUAAUAGCAACAAUCAUCCUUUAUUUUAUGCCAUUGCGUUACCUUAUUAUGGCUUGGGGUGUGAAUAAAUUUACUAAAAAAUUAAGAAAUCCUAAUUACAUAUCUAACAACGAAUUGAUUGAUUUUCUUUCACGAAUUCCUGAUAUUGAUGAACUUGCAAUGUAUCGAGAGUUAAAUGAUGAUCCAAAUUCACCAAGUGAAUCUGUUCGAAGAUCCAAGAAACGCCAAUGAUUGACCAAUGGGAAUGAUUUUUGCUGAAAUUUGGUCAACAUUUGUGGUUGGCAAAGUGAUCAAUCGUUUAUGUCUGUCAUUGAAUAAGAUAAUUUUGAAUUUAACUUGUAUUAAAUUUGCUUUGUACUAAAUUUGUAUCUUAUUUGACAUUCGAGUUCUAUUGUUCUUUUCGUUAUUGGAUUCUAUUCUUGUUCAUGAUUUGAUUUGUUGAUUAAAUGAUCUAUCAUCAAUUAGGUCAAUUAUUGGA
Tetranychus urticae (two-spotted spider mite) is the source of this 3841-nucleotide messenger RNA. Its product is annotated as multiple C2 and transmembrane domain-containing protein. Gene Ontology annotation, biological process: regulation of neurotransmitter secretion. Lineage: Eukaryota; Metazoa; Arthropoda; Arachnida; Trombidiformes; Tetranychidae. The record is from RefSeq and is a predicted model, not a curated record. Gene Ontology annotation, cellular component: synaptic vesicle membrane. Gene Ontology annotation, molecular function: calcium ion binding.